AUGGCUUCCCAGACCCCUCGAGACUAUGAUGAGCCAACCAGUACGGCUAAGGGGUCCUCUGCCUCACAUACUACUACUUCAUCAACGUCAGCACCCAGCGCUAUUCACUCUGUCGACGUAGGAGAAGAUGGCUUUACAUUUGAUCCUGAUACAUUGGCCGUCUCCCCUGGCGGCAAGGUUGAGUUCCACUUCUAUCCCGGAAACCACUCCGUAGUUCAAGCUGCUUUCUCUCGCCCGUGUCACCCCCUGAGCGAGUCGAAUUUUUUCAGUGGUUUCAUACCAGCGACGGAUGGCGAGUCGCCAGAGGUGUUCACGCUGACCGUCAAUGAUACCAAGCCCAUCUGGUACUACUGUGGCCAGGUUGGUCAUUACCAGGAUGGUAUGGUCGGGGUCAUCAAUCCACCAGGCAAUGGCCCAGAUACGCUAGAUGCAUUUAAGUCAGCAGCCUCAGAAGCCAGCGACAUCACGGUGCCGACUACUGUCAGUGGUGGUAUUUUCGGAAAGCCAAGCAAUGAGUCAACAACAGGCACUGCCAUCGCGUCUUCAAGCUCUGGGUCUACAAGCGCUAGUAUGUCAGCAGGUACUGGGUCUACAACCAGCCCCAGCCCCAGCCCAACGGCUGAGAGUUCGACUCUCCGCGCUUGGCGAAGUCUGAGUCUGGCCCUCUUUCUGUCCCUUCUGGUAGGUGUACGUAUGAUGUAA
Aspergillus alliaceus is the source of this 702-nucleotide messenger RNA. RefSeq names its product cupredoxin domain-containing protein. Bases 1 to 702 code for a protein of 233 amino acids. NCBI's taxonomy places the organism in Eukaryota, Fungi, Ascomycota, Eurotiomycetes, Eurotiales, Aspergillaceae. The record is from RefSeq and is a predicted model, not a curated record. The transcript has 4 exons.